UACAACUAUACAUCGAGACGUAGACAAUUAAUCUAUAAGCGUAAAAAGGCCAUCACUGGGUGUUGGUAAAACCUACCACGUGCUACCACUAUAGCAUUUUGAUAUAUGGUUAUAUAUUUUGUUUAGUUAUGGUUUCUGUACACUAAAAUUUAGCACCCAUUAUUCAUGCAUCAAUUUCAUUACCCCAAGUGUCAGUUUGUUAACAUGACCUAUUCAAAAAGUAUAAGUAGGAGACUUUUUAAAAAUCACUAAAUACAAUAAUGCAUUUUGGACAGUCGUCUAAAAAAUGAGCAGGUGAUAAUAAAAUACCGAUAAGGUGAUAACGAUUGCAGGAUUACACAAUACACACUCCUUUAUUUUUGAAAUACGAACAUGAAUUAACAAGAUAGUGCACAGUGCACACUUUCACUUCAGUACUAUUACCAAAAGCUAUACCACGCUAUACCAUAUAUACAACCGUAGUUUAACACCUUGACAUAGAUUCAUAGUUUCUUCCGUUUCUUUAUGCUAGUGUUUUGAUUACUUUAACCUAAAACCAAAACGUAGUUCGAUCGAAAAAUGUCUGACAAACAUUUAGCAAGCGGUAAGUUUAUCACCAUAAAUAUUUGAACCCUCCACGCAAAGGAUUUCCAAUUUUAGGUUCCGUAGAACCUCCCCGCGAGCCUGGCCUACUCAGGCUUUAUUCAAUGAAAUAUUGCCCGUUUGCACAGAGACCUAGGUUAGUUUUGAAAGCUAAAGGUAUACCUCACGACAUUGUGAAUAUCAACUUAACGAGAAAACCUGAAUGGUACCUCAAAAUCCAUCCUAAAGGGUUUGUCCCAGCCCUAUUAGAUGGCUCAGACAUAAUAUUAGAAAGUAUCGAUAUAUGCGAUUACUUGGAAGAAAAAUUCCCCGAAAAUUCUCUGUAUCCUUCUGAUCCAGAGAUAAAAAAACGAGAUAAGGAACUCAUCCAAAAAUUAGGACCAGUCACGUCUACUUUCUACAAAUGCUGUCUUAACAUGGAAGAAAAAACUCUGGAACAAUGGGCUCGAGUUUUCGUUGAGAUGUUACAGGAAUUCGAGAAUGAACUUGCUGAAAGAAAAACUGCAUAUUUUGAUGGGGACAAACCUGGCAUGUUGGACUAUCUAAUCUGGCCUUGGGCGGAGCGAGCAGGUUUAAUAACCCUUAUGAAGGGAAAAUUACCCCUAAAAGACACAGAUAUACCUUUGUUGAGAAAAUGGCGCAAAGUAAUGCAAGGAUAUCCAAUUUGUGCAGAAUUAAUAUCGCCCAUAGAAACGCACUUGAAAAUGUAUCAGGCUAAAAUGAAUAAUGUUGAGCCUAAUUAUGAUGAGUAAACGUAAUUAAGUACUUAUGUUUCAAACAUUUGUAGGCUUUUAUCUAUGUAUACAUAUUAAAAUAAAUAUAAAUAUUGAAA
Molecule: messenger RNA, 1414 nt
Organism: Acanthoscelides obtectus
Lineage: Eukaryota; Metazoa; Arthropoda; Insecta; Coleoptera; Chrysomelidae
Source: the annotation of a GenBank genome assembly